Molecule: messenger RNA, 1997 nt
Organism: Pyrus x bretschneideri (Chinese white pear)
Lineage: Eukaryota; Viridiplantae; Streptophyta; Magnoliopsida; Rosales; Rosaceae
Exons: 16
Coding region: 504-1742 (412 amino acids)
Source: RefSeq, a predicted model, not a curated record
CCUCCUCCACCACCACCACGUCCACCGCCCUCCGAAUCGUAACGGCCGAAGUCCCCGCAGCCAACCGCCUAAAAACACGAGAACCUCAAACCUCGGAACUAUCAGGAAUCAUAGCAUUCUUGCCGUUAAACUGAAACUGCUUUUUGUUUUUUUGAUUUUUUUAAUCUUUCCUCUCACGCUAUUUGCAACCCGAGAUCACACCUAUAAGCACCAAAAGCUUGGAUUCGCAGAAAGUGCUUUUCCGCGUGAUUCCCAGCUCCUGAACGGCUUUUCUCUUCAGCAGAUCUUGCUCGGGCUAUAUGAGGCUAUAAGUAUGCGGUUUCUGCUGUUCAAUGGUCAAUGUGGUCUGUGAAUUCGAAUUGAAAUGCAGCGGAAAGUGAGAUGUUAUUGAGAGAGAUAAAGCGUUUCCAUCUUACAGCAGCUUUGGGCCGUGAGUUGCAAGCGCUACCCAUCUAUUGAUAUGAUCAGCUAUCGCUUUCUACUUGCAGUUCAUUUUUCCGUGAAUGUAUAGUCAGAAGCUUGUAAAUAACAUGGGAAUCCUUUCGCGCAGUGCGGGUGGUAGGAAACCAAAUGAGACCAUGAGGCUUAUUGUGACAACUUUUGUAGGAGUAGUUUUUGGGUUCUUGAUAGGUGCAUCCUUUCCAACAUUGUCACUAACAAGGCUGAAUCUCUCAUCCAGCCUUCAUCCAACUAUUGAUCUGUCAUACAAUGAGGACCUGAAAUCAGACAUCUCCAGCCAAGCACUUCUAAGUUCUUGGUCUUCUGCAAGGAGUAAAAAUAGCACAAGUCAAGAUCAGAGUUCGAAUGGCACAUCGAGGAUUUGGGUGCCAUCAAAUCCCAGAGGUGCAGAAAUGCUACCACCAGGAAUUGUUGCAGCUGAGUCAGACUUCUACUUGCGCAGAUUAUGGGGCAAUCCUAAUGAGGACGUGACUAUCAAACCAAGGUACCUUGUGACAUUCACUGUGGGUUUGAAUCAGAAAAGGAAUAUUGAUGCGGCAGUGAAAAAGUUUUCAGAGAACUUUACGAUUCUCCUUUUUCAUUACGAUGGCCAAACAACUGAAUGGGAUGACUUGGAGUGGUCUAAGCGUGCUAUACAUAUUAGUGUUCGUAAGCAGACUAAAUGGUGGUAUGCCAAGCGGUUUUUGCAUCCUGACAUUGUGGCCUCAUACGACUACAUAUUUAUCUGGGAUGAAGACCUGGGAGUAGAGCAUUUUAAUUCAGAAGAAUACAUUAGACUAGUGAGGAAGCAUGGUUUGGAGAUUUCACAACCUGGUUUGGAACCCAACAAAGGUUUAACAUGGCAGAUGACAAAGAGGAGAGGCGAUCGUGAAGUUCACAAACAAACAGAGGAGAAACCGGGCUGGUGCACUGACCCACUUCUGCCUCCAUGUGCAGCCUUUAUUGAAAUCAUGGCUCCAGUAUUUUCUCGAAGUGCCUGGCGCUGUGUGUGGCAUAUGAUUCAGAAUGACUUGGUCCACGGCUGGGGUCUUGACUUUGCCCUGAGAAAAUGUGUAGAGCCUGCGCAUGAUAAGAUCGGUGUUGUAGAUUCUCAGUGGAUCAUUCAUCAAACUGUUCCUUCAUUGGGGAGCCAGGGUGAAUCAGAAAAUGGAAAGGCGCCAUGGCAAGGGGUAAGGGAAAGGUGCAGAAAGGAAUGGACGAUGUUUCAAAUGCGAGUAUCAAAUGCAGAAAAUGCGUACUUUAAGGCUAUCGGGGCAGAUCCCUCAACUUCAAAGGCCCAUUAGGGGAAACAGCAGCGAUGACAGAGGUACUGUACACAAUCGACGACUCAGGACCACCAUGUCGAUUGGUGUUUUACAUAAAUUUGUAAAAUCCGUUACGAUUUGUGAUAUUCAUUAAUUGACCAAAUCGCAGAAUUAGGUCCUUGAGUAAAAACACAGCGUCGAUUAAAUCGUCCUUUAGAAUUUCGGUGCUUUAGUGACAACUCCUCUGACUCGGUGUAACAUAUUCUUAUUAGGAUUCGUAUCAUUACUACUGUA